CGUCAUCUCCAGGCGACAGAAUCCAGCUUCGCGCCAAUCAGUUGUGGGAUUUCAUUACUUUUCUGACCCUAAACGGCGAGGAAGCCUGUCAAUAAUGGACAUCAGGCGGUUCUUUGCACCGACUGCGGUGCAGAAACCAGCUUCAAAUGGAAACAUCAAAACAGAGGAGGAGAAGAAGAAGAAGAAGAAGAAGAAUCCUCUCUCUUCAGACGAGGAAGUGAAAAACAAAAAGAAAGAGACCACCAAGGUGAAAAGCUCCAAAACACAGGAGAAACUCAAGGAUGGUGACAAAAAACGGAAGAAUCAGAUAGUCAUAGUGUCUGACUCCGACGACGAGGAGCCAGUGAGAAAGUCAAAGAAAUCCCCCAAAGAGAAACAGAAGAAGAGCAAAUCAGAGACGCCUCCCAAAAAGGACCCUGUGCAGUAUGUCUCCGAGACAGACUCAGACAGCGACUCAUUUCAGACCCUGAAGAAGGUCUCCAAAACUAAACCCAAGCAGAACGGCACGGCCAAACAGACAAAGUCAGACGCUCGCCCCGGAGCCAAAGAGGGACUGAAGUCUCCCGUCACUCCCUCCUCCACCAAGGGGAAAACUGCGGUGAAGUCUCCUCCUACACCCAUCACCCCUAAGUCAGCCCCGCCUCCUGCCCCCAAACACACUCCCACUUCAGUAUUCGACUACUUCGGCAGUGCAGCUGUCCAACGUUCAGAGAAGAAGCUCGUAGCAAGCACCAAACGAAAGGCGCCAACUCAGGACACAGAUGAUCUGAGUGAUGAGCAAAUCGCCAAACAGCUGCAGAUGCACGAGGACAUGGAGCUGGAGAAGCAGGUCCAUGAGGAUGAGGAGUUUGCCAGAACUCUGGCCAUGCUGGAUGAGGAGCCUCAAGCGAAGAAGGCUCGUAAAGGCUCUGAUGAAAAACCAGCCCCUACCACACUACCUAAAAAGAGCAGUCCGGAUUCUGCUGCGGGCAGCCUGAGCAGUCCGUCAAAGAGCAGCCGCAGAGGCAGCAUGUCGGAGGAUGCCAUUAGUCCCACCCCUAAGAAGAACCCCGCCUCCGUCAGAGCCAGCUCCAAACUGGCCACGAUGAAGAAAGAGCAAGAAGAGAGAGAUGUAUCGUCAAAGAGCAAAACAAUUAUUUCACCAUCAAAAAUCAAAAUCUCCCCCAAAAAGGAACCCCUCGCUUCUCCGAGCUACGAGAAGAAGUUCACUCCCAAAACAGGAACCACGGUUAAAACGUCUCCCAAGAAACCAGAGGUGAGCAAGAGCACGAGUACGAGUCCUGACGACGCAGAGAAGAAGAAGAACACGGCAGCUUUCAGGAACUUCCUCAACAGGGACGGACCCCGAGCUCUGGGCUCAAAGGAAAUCCCUCAGGGUGCUGAGAACUGUUUGGAGGGCUGUGUGUUUGUGCUGACGGGGGUCAUGGAGUCCAUGGAGAGGGAUGACGCUAAAUCCCUGAUCGAGCGCUACGGAGGCAAGGUGACGGGCAACAUCAGCAAGAAGACCACCUACAUGGUGCAGGGCAGAGACAGCGGAGUCUCCAAACUCGAGAAGGCGGAGAGUCUCGGGACCAAGAUCCUGGAUGAAGAUGGUCUGUUGGAGCUGAUCAGCACCAAACCUGGAAAGAAGUCCAAGUACGAGAUCGCUGCAGAAGCCGAGAAUAAAGCCUCAAAGACCAAGACCCCCCCCGGCAGGACUUCAAAGAGCACCCCCACAUCUCAGAAGAUCUCUCCCUCUAAGGGUAACUCCCGCUCCCCUCACACCCCAAGCCCCUCAAAGACCGGCCUGGCCUCGGGCCGCGGCGCCGGGACCCGAGGCAGAGACACCCCCCCGGGGAGGGGCUCGGCCCACACAGCCCGGAGGGAGCUGGGCCUCUCCUCUUCCUCAGCAGCCUCCCCCUCAGAGAAAGGGGAGGACGCCAGCCUGCUGUGGGUGGACAAGUACCGCCCACUCUCUCUGAAGGCUGUGAUUGGCCAGCAGGGAGAUCAGAGCUGUGCCAACAAGUUGGUCCGCUGGUUGCAGAACUGGUACCGACACCACGGCAGCGGCACCUCCAAACCACCAGUUGCAAGGUUCGGUAAGUUUGGAGGCGGCAAAGAUGACGGAUCAGGAUUCAAAGCUGCUCUGCUCUCUGGACCCCCGGGCGUGGGGAAGACCACCACAGCAGCCCUGGUCUGUGAGGAGUUGGGCCUCAGUUUUGUGGAGAUGAACGCCAGCUGCACUCGCAGCAAAAGCAGUUUGAAGGAAGUCGUGUCCGAGUCACUCAACAACACGAGCAUCGAGGGCUUCUACAAAGGCACAUCUCAGAAAGUGACCAAUAAGCACGUCCUGAUCAUGGAUGAGGUCGAUGGCAUGGCCGGCAACGAGGACCGCGGAGGAAUCCAGGAGAUGAUCAGUCUGAUCAAAACGUCAAAGAUUCCCAUCAUCUUCAUGUGCAACGAUCGUAACCACAUGAAGAUCAGGUCGCUGGCAAACCACUGCUUCGACCUGCGCUUCCAGAGGCCCCGAGUGGAACAGAUCAAGGGAGCCAUGAUGUCCCUUGCUUUCAAGGAGGGAAUCAAGAUCCCCCCUCCAGCUCUGAAUGAGAUAAUCCUGGCCUCCAAUCAGGAUAUCCGACAGGUGAUUCACAACCUCAGCAUGUGGUCGGCCAAAGACAAGGUGAUGACGUACGAUCAGUGCAAGACGGAUGCAGCGAGCGCCCGCAAGGACAUGAAGAUGGGUCCGUUUGACGUCUGCAGGAAGGUGUUCGUCUUCGGGGACGAGACCGCCCACAUGAGCUUCAUCGACAAAUCCGACCUUUUCUUCCACGACUACUCGCUAGCGCCGCUCUUCGUCCAGGAGAACUACCUGCACGUUCGGCCAAAGGCUGCGGGUGGGGACCUGAAGUCCCACCUGAUGCUGCUCAGCAAGGCGGCCGACUCCAUCUCUGACGGAGACCUGGUGGACCGACGGAUCCGCUCGGGGCAGAACUGGUCCCUGCUGCCCACCCAGGCUGUCUAUGCCAGUGUGUUACCUGGCGAGCUCAUGAGGGGCUACAUGAGUCAGUUCCCCACCUUCCCCAGCUGGCUCGGCAAGCACUCCUCCACCAGCAAGCACUCUCGCAUCGUGCAGGAGCUUUCCUCACACAUGGGAUUAAAGACGAUGAGCAGCCGGCAGGCGGUGAACCUGGACUACCUGUUCUACCUGCGCCAGGCGCUGCUCAGCCCGCUGCAGAGGCUCGGAGCGGAGGGCGCCGCCCAGGCUGUGCAGCUGCUGGACGACUACCAGCUGGUCAGGGAGGACGUGGACAGCAUCAUGGAGAUCAGCGUGUGGGGGGGGCAGCCAGACCCCUACUCUAAACUAGAGUCAAAGGUGAAGGCAGCGUUCACCCGGGCCUACAACAAGGAGGUCCACCUGACGCCGUACUCUCUGCAGGUCGUGAAGAAGGGCCGCCGCGGGGGUGGGGGUGCGGGGGAGUCGGAGCUGGGAGCGAAGGAGAUGGACAAUGAAGCGCAGGAGUCUGAGGACGAGGGCGUCAAGUUGGACGCCAUGAUCAAACAGAAGAAGGGCAAACCUAUCAAGAAGGAGACGAAGGAGAAGAAGGAGAAGAAGGAGGCUUCUGGGAAGGGGAAAGGCAAAGGAAAGGCCAAAAAAUGAACACGGUCCUGCUCUGCCCCCCCCUCAGCCCCCUCAGCCUGUUACACUCUUUCUCUGCACUUAGAGACCCUCUGCUGAGCAUCAGUGUGUAGUGAGUCGGGUCUUAACCUCCGCUGGGAACUCACUCGUCCCUCCUCUUUGACUAGAUGGCUCAGAAAUGUCUUUCCACUUUUUGUACUUCCUGUCGUUUCACUCAGAGUGUCUCUAUAAUGAACAAAUGUAUAAUGCCAGCUUGUAUCAUGUGUCCUCUGUAGUGACGUGCGUCUCAUCAGGAGGUUAGAGCAUUUCCACCGUCAUCAGUUAGUGAUCCAGGAGUGGAGGCUGUAAAUAAUGUGACUCGGAUGUACGGGACUUUUAUACAGAGACGCUGUAGCUCUGCGGUUAGCACUGAGCUUCCUGUAAAGUGCGAUUUUGUAAAAAAAACUAUUCAUGAGGAUAAAUAGAGAAAUAUGUUGGUCA
Molecule: messenger RNA, 4096 nt
Organism: Gymnodraco acuticeps
Lineage: Eukaryota; Metazoa; Chordata; Actinopteri; Perciformes; Bathydraconidae
Gene: rfc1
Product: replication factor C (activator 1) 1
Exons: 23
Coding region: 95-3637 (1180 amino acids)
Biological process (GO): DNA repair; DNA replication
Cellular component (GO): DNA replication factor C complex; nucleus
Molecular function (GO): DNA clamp unloader activity; DNA binding; DNA clamp loader activity
Source: RefSeq, a predicted model, not a curated record